AUGGACCUCGCCGAAGCACAGGCUGCCGCCUCCUCGGAGGGCCUGGUGCUCGUGCGCUGCGCUGGCUGCGCAAGUGGGUUCAAGGGUGUUUACGCGAAUGGAGGCGGAUAUCGAGGCUGCUACCAGGACCAGAGUUCCAGGCCAAGGGGCACAAGGAAGCUUCCGACGGUGGGAUCCGCCGUCGAAGCCGCGCUCCAGCUCUCGCGGAAGCUCCGCUGGACGGCUGCCUGCACGUGCCGUGUCUGCGCACCGCCGCCGCCGUCACCGGCGGCACGGGACGAGGCCACUGUUGUUGCUGCAGCCACGCAGGCAGGCCUCACGCUCGCAAGCUCGGAGGGGCUCUCGCUGAGUUUCAACUCGACCAGCCGCCGGUCGGCCGACUUUGCGGCGGGCCGUGCCACGUGGUCCCAGGACGAGAUGGUCGACGCGUUGCUGCAGACCGCCGAUGGCCGGGCCUUUGGCGGCAGGGAGGCAAAGUCUCUCUUCGGUGGCUUCCUCUCGGAGGAGGCUGCGUGGGAGGGCGACGAGCAGGCCUCGUGGUUUGACAUCCACCCUCACCGCGGGCCAGGCGGCCGGUUGAUCCCCAGCGGCACCUACCACUGCACGCACCGCACCUCCGACGGCACCUGCUGCGCCUUCGCGCUCGAGGGGAUACCUCUGUACGGCAACUUCGAGCACUGCAUGUACUACAAGUUCGGGGAGCCGGCGCUCGCCAUGACGCGGGAGAUGGAGGCCCACGAGAAGUCGCACCUCAAGGAGAUGCCACUGACGCGCGAGGAGUGCGACGAGGCCUGCUUCAACCUCACGUGUCAGGGCUACGAGCGCAUGUACGAGCUGGAGGUGGCCGACAACGAGUCGGGCUUCGCGGGUGUGUGGGUUCACCGAGCAGGCAAGAAGCGCUACCAUGUUGGAGAGGCGUCUGGCACCUUUGCCACCGCGCACGAGGCCGCCCUCGCCCGCGCAAAGGCGCGCACCAAGGCUCGGCAGCAGCAGGCACAACACGAGGUGCGCUCGUCGCGCGAGGCCACUCGCGUGCCCUGA
Messenger RNA from Emiliania huxleyi CCMP1516, 1041 nucleotides. RefSeq lists its product as hypothetical. The record is from RefSeq and is a predicted model, not a curated record. The coding region runs from base 1 to 1041 and encodes 346 amino acids. The transcript has 4 exons. NCBI's taxonomy places the organism in Eukaryota, Haptophyta, Isochrysidales, Noelaerhabdaceae.